Molecule: messenger RNA, 867 nt
Organism: Sphenostylis stenocarpa
Lineage: Eukaryota; Viridiplantae; Streptophyta; Magnoliopsida; Fabales; Fabaceae
Source: the annotation of a GenBank genome assembly
AUGGUAAGCAGAGGCUCGUAUGGUUCUAUCAGCCUCAUGACUGGUAGAUUCCAUGCUAGAAAGCUAUCUCCAAGAGUUAUCACUUUCUAUACCAUGUUCAUAUUUUCUUUCUCCAUCUUGGUAUUCUUGUUGUAUGUGAGGAACAUCAGUGAUGAUGAAGAUCCACGACAUCCUGUCCUUUCUCAACAAUUUAUAUCUCACCAGGUACCAGAGUUACAUGUGCCCUAUAAGAAGGAACUUUGGGAUUCUCCGUUUAAUCAUGGCUUACACCAAUGUGUUGAGCCAACUGCUAAAUAUAAAGCUGCCAAAGGAUUUGAUCGCUAUUUAACUGUGAGAAGUAACGGUGGACUAAAUCAAAUGCGUACUGGUAUAUCGGACAUGGUGGCUGUGGCACAUAUAAUGAAUGCAACUUUAGUCAUUCCUCAAUUGGAUAAACGUUCAUUCUGGAAAGACUCAAGUGUAUUUUCAGAUAUAUUUGACGAGCUUCAUUUCAUUGAAUCCCUGAAAGGUGAUAUCAGGAUUGUUAGUGAGCUUCCCAAAAAUUUGGAAGGUAUCCCCCGGGCCAGGAAACACUUUACUUCCUGGUCUGGAUUUGGUUACUAUGUAGAUAUGAGAAGGUUAUGGAGUGAGUAUCAGGUGAUACAUGUUGCAAAAUCAGAUUCUCGACUUGCAAACAAUGAUCUUCCUCUGGACAUACAGAGGUUGAGAUGCCGUGCAAUGUAUCAUGCACUUCAAUUUUCUCCUCCUAUUGAGAAUUUAGGAAAGGUUUGGCUUCUUUUUAGUGGUGUCAUUAGCAUCCUAAAUGUCUUGCAAAACUAUUAUGUGUACAUCAUGAAUUUAGUAAUUGAUAAAAUGAUGAUGGAAUGA